Molecule: messenger RNA, 1670 nt
Organism: Protomyces lactucae-debilis
Lineage: Eukaryota; Fungi; Ascomycota; Taphrinomycetes; Taphrinales; Protomycetaceae
Exons: 1
Coding region: 29-1588 (519 amino acids)
Source: RefSeq, a predicted model, not a curated record
CAGGGAAGAACUGACUGAGUUUGUCAAGAUGAAGGGAAACACAUUGGAUGACUAUGACCUCCCUGAUGGACCCACUUUCUAUCAAGUCAAAUGCGAUGGACUUGUGAGCUCAAACAUAGUCUCUGUGGACCCUUUCCUCCCAUCAAGUGGUUAUACCGCACACUCCAACACCGUCAAAUCUCCACUGGAUCUUCGCUCGUUUCACAUUUCUGGUCCGGAUGGGCAAGUCUUCAACUAUGUUUACAAACCUGUGGCCACACCAGAUCGGUUCCAUAUCUUGGCAAACGACAAAGUUGUUCUCACUGGCAGUCAGGUCUGUUCCAGCGCCAUCGAGCAUAUGUCAGCCGCGGACUAUCAGAUGCAUGCAACAAAGCAUUCUUCCAAAUCACUGCUGUACAAAGGUCGGCUAAUUCGACCGGGAGAAGAUCUUCAGCAGCUUUCAGAGUGUUUUCUCGAAGGGUUCAAGUCUCGCUACAAUCCGCUGACGAAAGAAGUUGUCUUGUGGGCUCAUUUCGAGAACUCAACAGGAUACUCUGCGGCGAGACUUCUUGCAGCUCAUGGACCACCGGGUGAGACUAUGACAGUCUCCUUUGCAGAACGUCCACUUGGUAUUGAUUCUCACGAUCUUGACUUCUUUGUUGAUGAUGGGCACAGUGGCUACAUCAUAUCAGCGGCAAACGGCAACACCGAUAUCAACAUCUACAGCUUGACCUCUGAUUGGACUCAAAUCCACGCCUUGGAAGCAACUACUUUGCAAAGAGCCCGCCGAGAAGCGCCAAGUGUAGUUCGAGUCGGCGGACUAUACUAUCUGUUCACCUCUGCCACUGCAGGCUGGUACCCAAGCGAAAGCACUUACAUUGUUGCCAGUUCUAUGGCUGGCCCGUGGAGUACUCAAACUACUAUCGGUGGCCUCACCUGUUACGGGUCGCAGUCCGGUCUGAUUCAUCGAGUUGGCAGUAGCUUUGCUAUGGUCAGUAACAUUUGGGGAAGUCACUGGGCGAGGCCAGCUCGACAAGGUUCGAGACAGCUUCUUCUGCCUCUCAGCUUGGCCCCAGAUGUACGGAAAGCUCACUUGCAUUUCUACCCACGAGUCAUGUACAAGGACUCUAACGAUCUGAAGGACGGCCAGGCUAUCUACGGGGUGCAAGCCGGACGCAUUCUCUCCCAAGGUAAGCCAGUCACCGGAGGCUUUGGUGAUGGUCGCGAAACAGACGGCCAGUAUGAUUCGCGUGUCGGUGGAUGGUUGCCUGGAUCAAACGGAAGUCCUCCUCAAGUGGCAAUCAGCAUCUCAGACACUGUUUCCCAGCCUGUGUUCAAAAUCACGGCGAUUGAGGUUCAUUUUACGACAGUUCCAGGCAGUGAAAUGUACUAUGAUACAGUCAUCGACGCAAUCAGCAAGGGAACUAAGUCUGGGCCUGAAUUGCGCUUGGUCACCUCGGAUCAAUCCAAAGCAGAACCUGGGUUCCAACAUUACGCUAUGACAUCUAAGCUCAAAGAUGUGACCAGUGUGAUCGUUCAAUUUGGCAUGCUUCGUGCCUCAAGCGGGAUUCCUGCUCAAGUAGUUGAAAUUGUUAUUUACGGCUAUUGAUCAUGAAGCGACCGAGAUCAUCAAAGAGACAGUAGCAGCUCGAUUCAUUAUUCUAAACAGUAUCUUAUACGCUUAUUUGAGC